Clonostachys byssicola is the source of this 918-nucleotide messenger RNA. The record is from the annotation of a GenBank genome assembly. Lineage: Eukaryota; Fungi; Ascomycota; Sordariomycetes; Hypocreales; Bionectriaceae.
AUGGACAACCCCAACGCCCAAGUCCCGUUCCUCCGGAUGCACUCCUUUGUCUUCAAAGAGCUCGCCGACUGGCUCCCCGACCACACCAAGGUCCUCUUGUCCCAAACAUGCCGCGGCAUCAGGACCAUGCUGCAGAUCAAUAACAUGGUGCCAGCCCUCUCAGCCUCCGAGCACGUCAGGCUCCUCGUCCAACACGCCCGCAGCAACGCCAAGGUCUGGGUAUGCGCGGGGUGCAAGAAGCGGCACCGCAUCACCAAGAGGGAUUUCAUGCAACCCAGAGGGCACCCAUCCUGUCCCUAUCGGAAGUCCUCACGGCCUGGGGAGGAAGUCUCUGGUAUCAACUACGCCCGCGUCCAGCUGGCGCUGAAAUACAACCGAUUGGCGGCUGCCGAUGACAGCCUCCGCCACUACCUCAAUAAGCUCCGUAGCUACGAGGCCGACAACAAGGUAGUCAGGCACAAGAAUAGUUUCGAGAUAUUCGAGUGGUUCUCGAGCCCCAGGGUGGUCGACGCGAGGUUCCUGAUGCACUACCGCUGGGAAUUCAGAAUGCACGGCGCCUCGUACACGCCCUCGGUGUUCCCGCGCCUGAAAAUUUGCAAUCACCAGCGGCUCCGACGGCCGGCCGACGGCGUCGCCUGGUGUGAUCAGAGGAAGCAGCUCUUCUGGGUCGUGGUGAAAGCCAUGUUGUUUAGUCGAAAAGGCGAAGAGUGGCUCGGCAACUGCCCCUUUUGCCCGACCGACUUUGCUGUCCGGAGCUUCGACAACGGCAUGCGCAUCGACGCCUGGAAGGACUUUGGGCCCGAGGACGGUCCUGGCAAUCCCACUUGGAUGUCUCAUUACCUCUCCGAAGCUCAGCGGACUCCCAGUGAUCGGGGGAGUGUUCGCCGGCUGUAUGAUUCGUAUGACGAGAUGCAUUAA